UCUCCUUCGUUGAUAACCCUUCGUUCGCUCACAGAAGCCCCCAUUUCCAGUUCGUUUUGAACCAGCUGGUUGGGGGGCAGCCAUGGAAGAUCUGCACAUGGAUGGGGAGCCGUCGAUCUUUGUUUGGGAGGUGUGCUGCAAAUCGAGCCGUCCUUUUGCUCUUCGUCUGAGAGAUUUCUGGUGGGAAGAUUUUUCAUCUUUUCUACAGCCUUCCACUCAGACUUCCAUCUCUCUUGCUUUCGAAUUUCUGCAUCCUUUGUCUUCAGUUGCUAGGGACUGGAAUGGAUACACAGGAUACAUCUCCUUCAGUGUUGCUAUUCUUUGACAAGGAAAGAUUUAUAUUUAAUGCUGGAGAGUAUGAAUCACAGUUAGGCAGUCAUCCAAUUGCUUCAGGUGAGCUUGGGUACGAAAUCCAAAUACGAGAAGCAGUCGUUCACCCAAAUUGUUUAACCAUUCUUCGCUUUAAAGAGUCAAGACCUCCAUCAAAGAGAAGAAAAGUCAUGAAGAAAUUGCAAAACAAAGCCCACCGAAUUAAACAACGUGCUGCUCAAAACUAUUCAAAUUUUGCUAUUUUAAUAGCUCCUUCCCACUAUUAACAUCUCAAUGUAUAUACAAACAUGUGUACUAUUUUAACAUAAAAAGUAGCCUGUAAAAUAUGUGAUUUCCUUUUUUUCCACUUAUACUUCCUUAGUUAAGCAUAAUGCUACGAGUUAAAUCUCAUUGUAUAUAUAAACAAUUUUAUUUUGUCUACGUAAUUUCAAAACCCGCAGCAUCGCGCGGGCUUUAUUGCUAGUAA
This is a messenger RNA of Prunus persica (peach), 796 nucleotides long. RefSeq lists its product as uncharacterized. The record is from RefSeq and is a predicted model, not a curated record. The transcript has 5 exons. Bases 282 to 596 code for a protein of 104 amino acids. NCBI's taxonomy places the organism in Eukaryota, Viridiplantae, Streptophyta, Magnoliopsida, Rosales, Rosaceae.